CUUGCAGGAUGCACGCGGUGGGCCUGCACUCGGCGCUCGCCAUCCGCCGCGAGCGCAAGCGCCGCGCUGAGCAGCAGCGAGCUCGCGAGCGCCGCUACUCGCUACAGUCCUCAGAGUCGGGAGUCACCUCCCCGCAUUGCUCCACCGGCAGCUUGGAGAGACGUCGCUACAGAAAGCCUCACCCCACGGAAAAUGAAGUCGUCUCGACGGUCGGUAUGCUCCAUCUCGGAGUGGUGUUCCUCGUGCUCGGCCUGUUCCUGCUCGGCUCCGGGUUUCUUCCGGACAACGUGACGUCAUGGAGCACCGUCGGCUCUGUCAGCUGGUUCAAUGAGUUGGUCUGCUCUGGCAUGUUCGCAGUGGGCAUAGGGGUUUUCCUGAUUGUUUUGCACAAAUACUUGAUGAAGAGUGAGGAAGACGCCCUGGAGGAUUAUGUACAGAGACAGCUGACGAGGUCUCGCUCAGGUCACCGGCUAGAGAGGGACGCUGAAACUGGUGGAAUGCGCACGAAGAACGCGCGCCGUGCACGUGCCAGCGAGGUGCUGCCGGAGACGGUGACGGAGACAUACACGGAGCCGCCACCGGAGCGCGCGCACGGGUUUGUCAACGCACUGGCGAUCAACGGUGACGCCAUUCGCGAGCUGCCACUAGAGCAGAUCGUAGAGGAGGAGAUCUCGGUAACGUCUGAGGGUGGUGGACGGCUCGGCAAGUUUAAUAAGGACACGUACUCUUCCCCCUCGGUGGCGCCCAGCCUCAGCCCCGGGUCGCCGUCCGACACGCGCGAGCUGCUGUCCGACGGCCGCUACAUGAUCAUGUCGCGCAUGUGAGCCACCUAAAUCGACAACUCACUGAUUCCGAGCUCUCCGCGGGACGUCACAUAACUCGCUGUUUCUGCUAACUAAGUGUGAUGCCCCAAACUGUGAGCACGCUACCGUGUGACUAUACUAUGUAGCUUCGCACAACAUAACAUUACCAGAGUGGAUACAACCCCAAGUAUAUAAUGUCUAGAGCACUCUCAUAUAAAGUGCUAGUCUUUUCCAACAGUUCGGAACUGUUACAGUUAGUGGCCAUUUCCUCUACUUCCGCUCUUAAAUCUCAGAUAUGCUCGGAAUCAGAGAAUUGUCGAAAAUUGCCUCCUUCGUCUAUUACAUGUGAAUCGUGGCAAAGUGAAAUGAACUCUAAAUCUCUUGUAAUGAGAUCGUGUUUCUACUAUACUGCUAUAUUCGUUAACAAGGUUUCUAUGUAACUAUCCUGCUAUUUGGUUAAAGCUUGGAUGCUUCGACGUUUCAAUGGAUAUUUCAUUUGAGUUCGGGGAACGCUUCUCUAUUUUAUAUUUUAACAGACGGACCAACUCUUUGGUAGACUUAGCAGUAAGUUGUAUCGUGAACUCGUUUAUAACUGCAGUAGUUAAACAGGAACGCGGCCGCUAACGAGAUCAAUGGCUCCGGUCGCGUGACUCGGGAAUUUCUUUUAUUUCGACGUUUUGUUGGAAAGCGAAGAAUAACAAACGAUGGAGUCGUAUCGUGGAAACGUUGUUUGUUAGCAGGUCUUUGUUUGUUUGUAAAGCUGAAUUUACGCAGUUAGAAUAAAUACUAAGCAUCGAUACGACGUAAUAGUCAAAACAAUGUCAUUAUCUUUUAACAUCAACGAAUGUUUGUGAAAGUAAACAUAGCUGUGCGUUGCUUUGUUCUCCUGGUAGUCUGAAUAUAACACUGCAGUGGUAAACGAGUGAUCUUGUAUAUUUAAUUAAAUUAACAUUGGAAUUCCGCAUGUAUUGGCUUGAGACUGAUUGUUAUAUACUGUUCUUAUACCUGACGAUUUUAUAUAAUAUUGUAUGUUGGUUUGUCUUCUACUCUAAUUAAUUAUUAAUUAGUUUACUGUUGAGGUACGUGGGUGAGUUCGAACUAUCAAGUAUUUUGCUUGAAAUCAGUAUCGAACAAAACAUUCCAGAUCCAUAAAUAUGUUUGUAGGUAUAGAAACAAAAUUUCCUAUUUUGACUGAACUUAAAAAAUAAUCUUGUCUACAUAAAAUAAUAUUAAAAAGAAAUUAUAGCACGCAUUCCUAUUCUAAAAGUAAAAAAAUAUCAAUAGAGAGCAUUCGAACUCUACCUAACGUAUCUGAAUGGUGCCUAAAUAUAUUAUUAUCUAAAUAAUUUGUAAUAUAAAAUAAAUAUCAUGAUAUCAUAAGGCACACAAAGUGCACAAUUUUCUUUUCAACAGACCUGUGCCAAAAGUUUCGUGGCAAUGCAUAUUAUUACGUUAUUGUAAAGCCUUUAGGUUAUUUCAUGUUCUAAAUUAAUUAUGUUAAAGUCGACCUCAAUAUAUUUCUAAUCUUUACUUUCAAUUCAAUCUUCAAUAGCUAAAAAUACUUUCACCAAUGUCCAAUCCAGUAACAUAGAUAUAUUGAGAUCGAUUUUAACGUAAAUUACAUCUGUGCAUUUAAAUUAAUUUAUGUAAUAAUUUUAUACUUUUAUCGUUAGGUUUAUUUUAUUUGGGGCUGUGAAAUAUUUUCCAUUUUAAAUCGAGAUGUCAAAUUAUAUAAAUAUAUGUACACAUUAUUAAACAUUGAUAUUAAUAUUAAGCUUAAACACACGAGCUUAGCUUCACAAUGCUCAAAUUUAAAUUAUUAGGUUUACACUCCUUCCCAUUACUUCUCUCCUAGUACUUUCUCUUUUUAUCUUCCAUUUAUUAUUGAGCGAAUUUGAUGUUCUUUAGCAAAUUACUUUGUAAAUGUUAUUAGCAAAUGAAAGGGUUAGUAAAAAUAAUGUUGUGAACAAACAACUUUCACAAUUUUAGAAGUAAAUUGACAAAGAACACCAAGUUCGCGAAUUAUUGCAUACCUCGUAGCGGGUAUCUAAUAUCUGUCUCUUACUGUAAGUGCUGUCUAUAAAACAUUGCCUUAUUAAAUAAAUAUUUCACCAAUAUAAUUAAUAUUGUGUAUUUGUAAUGGCACAAUUUUCGGUAAUUUUUGAUAAGUAGUAGAUCGUAAGGUCCAUUAAGAGAACACCGGGCUUUCAGACAAAAUCUUUAGAUAGUUGAAACAAGGGAUAUAAAUAACUGGAACUCUAGAUUUGUACAAUGUGAGCAAUAUUAUGUAUACGAACUUGUACUGUCUGUAGUAUUAAAACAGUUGUUUUUCGAGCAAAAUGUUCAACUUUCUAAAUAAGAAUUCUACUUGAAAUGUAUAAAAUGUGAAUGACUUUAUCCUUUUUUAUUGCAACAACAGAACAAAGUGCAGCACGUAAAGAAUUGUCAGCUUUGCAAAUAUCCUUUUGAAUCAUAAAUUCGUCAUAAAACGGGAACGUCUCGGAAUGUUUGUGCUUAGUAGCUCGAGUGUUCUCUUCGUGGACAUAAAGUCUAGUCGUGUAUUUAUAUUCUGUCGCCUGAAUGUCUAGAAAAAGCUAGCUUCGUGUUGUACUAAAUAAGGGAGAUAAAAGUGAAUUGUAAUUUUACAACUUGUGCACGUUUUCCUUUAACAUUUUUGUCGUGAAGAUAUUGGUGACAGUAUUAUUUUGUAAAAAAUUCUAUAUAAAAUUUUUAAAAUUUAUUAUUAUCAUUAAAUUAGAUGGAAAUAAACGGUCAUUAGUGCAUUGUUGUAAGCAAGUGAAAAUAGAUUUUAUCUUUACAACUAUAAAUGUUAUACUAAAACACAGCGAAAUUUUAUAACAGUAGUGAAAGAAGUAUUUUACCAAGUUAUGUAAAUGUUAAAUAAAUUUUAUUACCGUUGCAGCGAUCGACUAGAUGUUUGUGACUAUACCAAUGUACUAGUGAUUGAAUAAUAUUGAAUAAUAAUAUAAUUACUUUAUCGUAUACUUCAUUCUGAUGCACAUAUGAUAGCGCAACAUAUAGUGUUUGCACAUGUUCAUUGUGAAAAUUUCUUGUGCCUAUACUUUUAUAUCUAGGUAAUUUUGAUAGGGUAAUUCGAAUCGAGUACUUGGCUGUAAGUGUCACGUGUACAUACCAUGCAAUCAUCCCUCGCUCCGGAUCACGAUGCCUUCGAGAGUGAAUACAAAUGUUGAUCACAAAGCGUAAAGCGUUCGACAGACGCGCUGCAGCGCUUCGCUACUAGCUUGAAAUACAAAAUAUAUCUAAAUAUCCUACAUCAAUUGUGAUUGAAGUCUCUAGUUUAUAAUUUGUAGUGUCAUUUCGUUGUCCAAAUGUUUUGAUGUCGUGUUAAAGCUCAAAACAUGUUAGUUGUGAUUUUUUUAUGCCAUUUCGGUGUCGUGGAAAGAUUUUUAUGAACGCUUUUGCGCAUUUUUUAAAUAAAACUAUACACUUGUAAAGCACAUUAAUGUAUUUAAUCGAUUUGAAUAGUUACGUGUUUUGUUUUAUGAACUAUAGUGCCAUACGGAUUUUAAAAUGUUUUAUUUAUUUUUUAAUCACCUGUGGACCUUGAACAAGCAAUAACGACAUAUAGUUGUGAUCAAACUCUAUGACCGUUCUUUAUGUGGCGUCUUUAUGUUGUGCACGUGUCAGUAUAUGUGUGUGAAAAGAUUAAUUAAUAUGGUUCACGGAGCGGUCGAUUACUUUGGUAACAACUGUAUUUCCUUAGAGAUUUUUAAACAUUUUUAUAGUUAAAUCUUUUGAAUACAUAUAUCAUCGCAUUUAUUUACAAUUUUUUACAUAAUCGUUGUCAUUUUGAAAUCAAUAUUUUAUCCUAUUCAGAACAUACAAUGGUUGCUGUUGUUUUCUCAUAAAGUGAUACUAACUUAUAGGAGUUAUCAAAAAUAGAAAAUACAACACCAAAAUCAAUAAGUUUAUAAGAUUAUAAAUUCCUAGAUUGAGAAUCGAAUUUUAGUCCUAAACUUUGUAUAAAGAAAAUUCGGAUUUGUCCUAUUCAAUACAUUAGAAACAUUUUCUUUUUCAAUCUAGUCAUCUUUGAUAAAAUGUAAUAAAAAUUAUGUAAAAAAAUAGUUUUCUGUAAAAUUGUAUGAGAACUACUUUUGUAAUCAGACUUAUUGUGGGGUAAGCGUGUCACGUCACAAUACAUUAAGAGAUUUAUUUACAAAGUCAUAAAGUUGGUAAUCUAUUAUCGAAAGACAGGUUGUGGAAAAUUGAUCCCUGUCUAUUCCUUAACCAUUACAUACCAUCGUUGUAUAACUAUAUUUAUUUCUUGGCUUGGAAAUUACAAACUUCGUCGUGACCUGUUCCCCCUACAAUGAAGGCUAUUUUAUCUCGACUCACGAAUCAUUCCACGUUAGGCAAAGAUAAUUUAUUU
Spodoptera exigua (beet armyworm) is the source of this 5214-nucleotide messenger RNA. NCBI's taxonomy places the organism in Eukaryota, Metazoa, Arthropoda, Insecta, Lepidoptera, Noctuidae. The record is from the annotation of a GenBank genome assembly.